This is a messenger RNA of Lodderomyces parapsilosis, 1026 nucleotides long. It is a transcript of the gene SAS2, whose product is annotated as Sas2p. Gene Ontology annotation, molecular function: histone acetyltransferase activity. Lineage: Eukaryota; Fungi; Ascomycota; Pichiomycetes; Serinales; Debaryomycetaceae. Gene Ontology annotation, biological process: regulation of DNA-templated transcription. The record is from RefSeq and is a predicted model, not a curated record. The transcript has a single exon. Bases 1 to 1026 code for a protein of 341 amino acids.
AUGCUGUUGACCAUUUCACCCAUAACUCAAGAACAGAAUCGACAAGCUGCGUCUUCAAAGGCUACAUCGUAUUAUGGACGACUAGAGAAGCCGAAUAUAGGAAAAGUUACAUUUGGAAAAUAUGAGUUUGAGCCUUGGUAUGGUAACCCGGCUUAUUUCAACCCUUACGAGGGAGUACCGAAUAUGUUGGGGUAUGAGUACUCCAACAUGAUUGCUGCAGAUCCAAUGUCUCGGAAACGACAAAAGUCAUAUUCGUCUGAGGAAUGCUUUAUUGAUCAUUUAUUUGUAUGUGAGUAUUGUUUCAAGUACUCAGUCAACGAGAAUGAGAUGCUAGAGCAUUGGGAAAUUUGCCGCUUCCAUAGAGAAAAUCCAGAUGUUGGAACGAUGGUGUAUUAUGAUCGCAAGAAAAAUCACAUAAUUCGAGAAGUCAAAGGUUACCAAGACCCCUUAUUUUGCCAAAAUUUGUGUUUAUUUGGAAAAUUGUUUCUUGAUGAUAAAUCAGUGUAUUUCAACAUUGAUCAUUUCAAUUUUUAUGUAUUUUAUUGCAAAGAUGGCGAAAGAGAUUAUAUACCGAUGGGGUUUUUCUCAAAAGAAAUGAUUGCGUAUGAUCCGACCACAAAUUUGGCAUGCAUUUGUGUGUUUCCUCCGUUCCAACGAAGACACAUUGGUGCUAUGCUCAUUGAGUUUCUGUAUACCCUAGCGCGACUAUCGCAAGCAACCAGUGGGCCUGAAAUACCUUUAUCGCCGUUUGGCAAGGUGAGUUACUUAAACUAUUGGUCGAAAAAUUUGGCAAAGCAAUUGAUACAAACACGAUCGAGAAACUUCACUCUUGAAGAAUUGUCCACGGCUACAGGCUAUAGAAAGGAAGAUGUGUUGUACACUUUGGAACACAUGGGAGUUUUAACUCAAGAGCCUAAUGGUAAGGUUGUUUUAGCCAGUGACAAAUUACAAGAAUGGGUAAAUGCCACUAAAUUUGACGUCAACAAGCAACAUCCACUACUCGAUGCAAAGUCUUUCUAUAAAUAA